GUAGCCCGGGCACGUUCCUACACCCGAUCGAACUAAAACAAAAAUAAAACGGAACAAGAAAUAAACCACCACCUCCUUCCUCGUGCAAGGAGACCGGUGGCGCUUAGCAAAAUAAUUUCGCGUCCUUAACUUAAGUGGUUAAUUUCGUCGAAAAACUUUGUGUUAAUUUUUAAUGACAGAAAUUCCUCUGUUCGUGGAUACUGUCGGACUGUCCAGGAAGUGAUAUAUCAACAAUGGUGUUCCCAGUGGUUUUACUAGCAUUUUAAGUUAAAUUCCAACAGUGACGUAUCACCGCUUCCGUUUUCACGAAUUUUCUGCAAACGUUCGGAUCGUGCUUAGUUUUCCGGCUUAGUAAAUAGGUAUUUACAGUAUUAUUAUAUUAACAGGAGGCUUUUAUAAAGAGUUAACCAGCUUCUAGCAACCAAAACACAAAACAAUGCAAACAAAUCGCCUAUUUUAAUAAAGCAAUCAGUGCAACAAGAUGAGUUCUCGGGAUUAUUACAAAGUGACGUACACAAGCAAAGACUCUGAGCGUCCCAAGAUGUCCACACUGGACUGUGUCCUCGACAACGACACAGAGUUCAACGCGAACCAGUUCAAACUUUACGAUGACUUCACCACCGAUCUGCGGAUGAACUUUAACCCCAUCAGGAAUAACUUCCAAGAGCUAGCUAGGAAGGAGGCCAGGAGGAGGAUCGGCGACCCCAAUGACUCCGGUGUGGACAUGGAAAACGGGAACCCUCUUGAUGACGUUACCGCCUCUAAUGAUAGCGAUUUGUUGGAGAACGAAGUGAUGGUUGAUCCCUGGAGCAGUAUGGACUCAUCGAAUUCGCCGUUAACUGACUCCGGACCCUCCGCCAGCGAAGACUGCACCCCAUCCACCUCGAGCGAACCUCCCCGCGGGCCCCUGGAUGCCUCUCCGCUGUCCCCUGAUGCGCGCCGCUUACAGAACCCAAAAGAUGCCAAACCCUCAACGAAACAUGUCCCUCCAAAAAGUACAGACAAGGCGCGCUCUCGGGACCUCACCCUUGAGCUGGAGACCCUGGAGCCUGACCCUCUCCCACGCCGGCCGCACUUCCUCGACGAAGACUACCAGCCGCCGUCCAAAUCGAACAUCGAAUGCCGCAUUCCCAAACCGCACUUCCUCGACCAUUCGCCCUCGCCCGACGAGUUUGACGAACGCAGCGACAUAACCAAUCCGAAUUUCUUAGACGAUGAAGUCGAUGGCGAUGAUAAUUUAGCACAAAAGAAAGUCGGCGCUCUCCCGAAGAGGCCGGCCAAACCUCAAACCUCUACUUAUUCCUCUCACGAAGAUCGCCCACAUAGGACAAGUUAUAGAAGCACCUUGCACUAUGGGUUGGAGAGUGUGGCGCGUUCCAGUGAGCGUGACAAAAGGGCUUCCCAACUCUACCGGGGGACCUGGCCAGGGGAACGCGACGUCUGGACAGGUCACGAUUCGUCGAGCGUUCGAAGCUUCUCCAGCAACGGCUCAAACGAUUGUCCUAGACCGUCAUCCAAUUUAGACAAUAAGAUGGACUGCGUAUUUUCACUGAUUUCUCUUUUGAGUUUGUCGCCCGAAAACAACGCAGAUUUGAGUGCACCCCUUUUAGACAUGAGUCGGUCAGUAGAAAGCUGCAUCGCGAUGAGACAAGCCGGUUGUAUACCGUUACUGGUGCAGCUGAUUCAUUCUAAGGUGGCAAGGGACACGCGAGACCGCGCCGCGAAAGCGUUAAGAAAUAUUAUUCACACGCAAACAGAUGACAAAGCGGGUAGACGAGAGGCGAGAGUUUGGCGAUUACUAGAACAAGUUAGAGAAUACUGUUACGUUUUAGAAGACGUCGUCGAAGCUAGGAAAGAGGGUAAGGAGGUUAUAGAGGAUGAUGCGACGAAGCAUCCGAGUCAAAGCGUGGCCGCUUUGAUGAAGCUAUCUUUCGAUGAAGAACAUAGGCAUGUUGUGUGCCAGUUAGGCGGACUACAAGCACUCGCCGCCCUGGUGAGCGGCGACCAGGCGGCGCACGGGAGCAGAACUGAUGAUAACACGUGCCUGACGAUGAGGAAAUAUGCCGGAAUGACCUUGACCAACCUAACAUUUGGCGACGGAAACAACAAAUCGUUGCUCUGUUCGUUUAAGGACUUUAUGUUGGCGUUGGUAGAACAACUUGAAUCACCAAAUGAUGACAUGCGACAGGUUACAGCGGCAGUACUAAGGAAUCUUUCAUGGAGAGCAGACACCAACAGCAAGCAAGUGCUGCGAGAGGUGGGAGCUGUCAAAGGUUUGACCAAAGCUGCGAUGACCUGUCAGAAGGAGGCGACUCUCAAAUCGGUAUUAUCAGCUCUAUGGAACUUGACAGCUCAUUGUUCAAUGAACAAAGUAGCAUUAUGUUCUGUCGACGGAGCCCUAGGGUUCCUAGUCGACAUGCUCAGCUACAACUCCCCAACGAAAACGCUGGCGAUCGUGGAGAAUGCGGGGGGCAUCAUGAGGAAUGUCUCCAGCCACAUCGCGGUCAGAGAAGAUUACAGACAAAUUCUCCGGGAGAGAAAUUGCCUUAGUGUCUUACUGCAGCAUCUGAAGUCCCCGAGCUUGACGGUAGUUAGCAAUUCGUGCGGCACUCUUUGGAAUUUAUCCGCCAGGUGCCCGCAGGACCAGGAGUUCCUCUGGGACCACGGAGCGGUCCCGAUGCUCCGCAGCCUCAUCCACUCCAAACACAAAAUGAUAGCCAUGGGCUCGAGUGCCGCUUUGAAAAACCUACUGAAUUCGAAGCCGGGGAAAACGCACAUUAUCUCCCUCGAUACGACGGCGCGAAGUAUGAACUUGCCCGCUCUGCCGACCCUCGGCGCGCGGAAACAGAAGGCGCUGGAACAGGAGCUAGAUCAGAACUUAGCCGAGACUUGUGACAACAUAGAACCGGCCACGUCCCCUUCCACCACCAAUAGAGACGAGAAGAAUCUGUUUACGGCGACAGAGAGACAGAUCGCUAUGAAUCUCGAAAGACACAGAAUGACAUCUAGUUCACCGCUCAUGGGCACGCUCACGUCACAAAUAUCUCUCAGCCACAGUGCACACUUAGCGAGUUAUCUAAGCUGCAGUAAUACACUGCUGAAAGGCGCUCUAGUUACGCGGUCCAGCGGAGGCAGCUCCAACAACGUUAACAGAUCGGACAGCAAAGACUCCGUGACCAGCACUCAUUCAGACUCCGUCUUUGAAAGGGUCAUGCGAACGGGCAAAGUCCCCGUGCCAACGCCGAGAAGUAAAGACUUGAUGAAGGUCGAGACGGGCAGCGAAGCGUUUAAGGUGUCUUCGAAGCCGCUCGCCAAAGACGGCAGCUUCCUUCGGUACCCCGCCCAGCCGCCCAUCCCUCCGCCCAGAAGUACGACCGAGUUGAGACCCAACUUUACAGAAUCUGGUUAUGACGUCGACCAAGAUUCUUGCGACCAACCAGUCGACUACAGCAGGAAGUACUCUGAGACGAAGGUGACCGAAGCGGAGCCUUUAGAAAAGCCAAAAACUUCAAAGAAGUAUUGCAAGAAGGACAGUCCGAAUACCUUUGGAGAUUACCAGGAGACAGAUCUGGACCAGCCCACGGACUAUUCUCUGCGGUACGCGGAGCAUCAGUCCGAGACCGGUUCGGACCUGUCGGAACCGCCGGAGCCUUCGGACACCAUCAAACACUUCGCCACCGAGGGCACUCCUUACGAAACUCCAAUCAUAUUCUCAACCGCGACAUCUAUGUCUGACCUUCGCGUGAUCGGCAAAGACGGGAAGCCGAAAACUCCUAGUACAAAAGAAAACCCAGAGGCGAUGACUCAUUCAGAUGAGAAGGACACAUGUUCGAUCGAAGACCCGCCUCGGCAUGACAAUGACUUAGCGGCCACCACUCCUCAGGCGUCAAUGACCGAAUCUGAUCAGAAACGGGGAGUGUUUGAUACGAAGUUCAGUUCAGGCAUGAUCAGUCCUGAGAAGCCCGUGAACUACUGCGAUGAGGGCACUCCAGGGUAUUUCUCUAGAGUGAGUUCGUUGAGUAGUGUGGGCGAGCCGACUGAAGAGGAUUGCUUGGCUAAGAAGAACGCCAUGGCCACCAUUAAUGUCGAGCCGAGUCCUGAAGAACCAAACAUUAACAGCUCUGCUAAGGACAAAGAAGGCUCAAAAGCGGUAACGUUCGCCCGCGAGCCGGUAUCCGUAGCGGCGUCCGGUGGAGGCUCGCCGCGCUUCGUGCAGGAGACGCCGCUGAUGUUCUCGCGGUCCAGCUCGCUUGGAUCGCUGCCCGACUGUUCGCAUGACGACCAGGGAUCCGUGCUGUCGGAAUUCAGGUGUUCAGCGUCACAUGAGCCGGGCCAAAUGGCGUCGGUGUUCGAGGAGCGCGUAUCCCGGUUCGUGGUGGAACACACGCCGGCCGCCUUCUCCGCCGCCACCAGCCUCAGCAGCCUCACCAUCGACACCGAGCCCCGGGACAAGGUCAGCCCGCGAGCCGCUCGUGCGAGCCCCACGCUAGUGUCCCGGGUCGUGGCGGAACACACGCCGGCCGCCUUCUCCGCCGCCACCAGCCUCAGCAGCCUCACCAUCGACACCGAGCCCCGGGACAAGGUCAGCCCGCGAGCCGCUCGUGCGAGCCCCACGCUAGUGUCCCGGGUCGUGGCGGAACACACGCCGGCCGCCUUCUCCGCCGCCACCAGCCUCAGCAGCCUCACCAUCGACACCGAGCCCCGGGACAAGGUCAGCCCGCGAGCCGCUCGUGCGAGCCCCACGCUAGUGUCCCGGGUCGUGGCGGAACACACGCCGGCCGCCUUCUCCGCCGCCACCAGCCUCAGCAGCCUCACCAUCGACACCGAGCCCCGGGACAAGGUCAGCCCGCGAGCCGCUCGUGCGAGCCCCACGCUAGUGUCCCGGGUCGUGGCGGAACACACGCCGGCCGCCUUCUCCGCCGCCACCAGCCUCAGCAGCCUCACCAUCGACACCGAGCCCCGGGACAAGGUCAGCCCGCGAGCCGCUCGUGCGAGCCCCACGCUAGUGUCCCGGGUCGUGGCGGAACACACGCCGGCCGCCUUCUCCGCCGCCACCAGCCUCAGCAGCCUCACCAUCGACACCGAGCCCCGGGACAAGACUUCCCUCCGAUUGGUGGAUGAGUGCCAGCCAAACCCUUCCGUGAGGCCGAUAGACGACCAAUUAGAAUCGGACUCCGAGAGAGAUGAAGUCAGGGACCAUGUCCAUCAUUUACCACCUUCAAGUUCCACUCCCAACGCUCCAUAUAAAGGCUCUCAAACGCCAAGCGACGUGUGCAAAGUAUACUUCACCGAAGACACUCCAGCGAUCCUAUCCAAAGCGGGCAGCAACUCCAAUCUGUCCGCGCUAUCCAUCGACUCGGCGCCGUCCGGGUUGCGUCCGGCAGCGCUGGGUGCGUCCGACACUAGUCCGGACGCCAGGAACGCCGGACAAAAUGAGCCGGACACCUCUGAUAGCUCCAACUUGAGCGACGCGGGAGAUUUGCUGGAGGAGUGCAUUCAGAAAGGGAUAGCCAAGGUUGUGAAAAACAAGGGACCUCCAUCCGACGUGUCUUCCGUUCCCUACACAGUGAGAGGCGACGUUUAUCGCUCUCUGCCGCCAUAUUUGAGGUCUUCCACUGAAACUGUCAAGAUGUCCCACGAGUUUGCCAGGAAUAUUCGUGAUAGCCGCAGCUGCAGUUCAGAGCGCGGUCCCGUUGCCAGCCCGCCGCCACUACCUCCUCGGCCCGCGCCCGUGCCUGCUCCGCCGCGUCCGCCUGCACACGACCCGCUCGCUGCCGGUCGCAAGAACGCCGACCGCUCAGUGCGCUCGCGCGACCUCGGCGCGGAAUCUGGUAGCUCACUAAGCUUAGAAUCCUUUGGAUCUACGGACCGCGAGUUAUUUGAGGAAACCGUGCAAGCUGGGCUACCGGAGCGAGCGCGCCGCCCUGCACAACCACGAGACGGGUCUCUGAGCUCGCUGAGCAAUGACUCCUUUGGAUCUACUGACAAGGAGGUGUUCGAGCGCUGCGUACGCGCGGGCAUGCGGCGCGGCCGGCCUCGAAGCGCCGAGCGGCGCCCGCCGCGCCCGCGGCUAGCGAGACACCGCGACCACGAGCGCGACAGACGAGCCUCAGCCGACCGGGCCCUCCUCCGCGACGUGAUCGAGCGCGGCGCGGCGGCGGGCCCCGCGCGCCACGCCCCCGCGCGCCCCGCCCCCGGCCCCGCCCCGCCGCCAAAAAACGGGGCCCCGCCGUCUGCGCCCCGCGCGCGCGCAGGCCGCGGCGCCCCCGCGCGCGCCACACCUGGCUGUGACACAGGUCAGACCACAACCUCUCUAGGGACUGACGUACACUCUCUAGGGACUGAUGAACAGGACCCUGAAGCACCGGAUGAUUCAGCCGGACAAGAUCGAGCUCCGGGUCCCGAUGCGCUCUCUCUAGGGACUGACGUACACUCUCUAGGGACUGAUGAACAGGACCCUGAAGCACCGGAUGAUUCAGCCGGACAAGAUCGAGCUCCGGGUCCCGAUGCGCUCUCUCUAGGGACUGACGUACACUCUCUAGGGACUGAUGAACAGGACCCUGAAGCACCGGAUGAUUCAGCCGGACAAGAUCGAGCUCCGGGUCCCGAUGCGCUCUCUCUAGGGACUGACGUACACUCUCUAGGGACUGAUGAACAGGACCCUGAAGCACCGGAUGAUUCAGCCGGACAAGAUCGAGCUCCGGGUCCCGAUGCGCUCUCUCUAGGGACUGACGUACACUCUCUAGGGACUGAUGAACAGGACCCUGAAGCACCGGAUGAUUCAGCCGGACAAGAUCGAGCUCCGGGUCCCGAUGCGCUCUCUCUAGGGACUGACGUACACUCUCUAGGGACUGAUGAACAGGACCCUGAAGCACCGGAUGACUCAGCCGGACGAGAUCAAGAUCAAGGUCCCGAUACGCUCUCUCUAGGGACUGACUCAGCACCCGGCGACCGCGGACAACAAGCUCCGGAUGCAGUCACGGCCAGAAUUGAGGACAACGAUGAAGAUCCAGAGACAGAAUUCGGCACAGGUGAUGUGGAAAACGGUGAGAACCUAAACCCAGAUGGAACGUCCAACGGUGAACACGUAGUUGGAUUGGAAACCGCUGAAUCAGAAAAUUUCGUCGCCUUAGCUGAAACGGAAGCUCCUGUGAAUAUGGACACGGAAUGGGACGAUGCUGCUCUGGAUCUAGACGCUGCACUCGUGCUAGACGUCGAUGACUCGGCUGACGAACACCACACAGCUGAUGACGCUGAAACAAAUGAGUAUCUGUUCGAUAACAACAUGUCGCAGAGCACUCACGUUAGGAACGCAGAAGAAACAUUCAAAAUACACUCCGACGCCUAUCACAGUAUCCUGCAAAUAACCGAAGACGAAAACGCAACACAAUCUUCCAAGCCACAAAACCGGGUCCAACCUUUCCAGUACAACAUUAGCCACGAUGAUAAUUUCACAAUAAACGUUACCGAUACGAGUCCAAUUUCUAAAACAAGUCAAAUAGAAGACGCAGCAGAUUUGCUCAAAAUGUUAGAAGAAACUGGACCAUCGAAGAGUUCGCUCGCCCCGUCCAUAGACCCACUGUCGGCUUCCCGGGGAUCCAACGAGUGCCUGGCCCCGAGAUCCGCGAAUACCACCCUAGAAUCUCUCCCGGGAGACGAUCUGGAUAGAUCUAAUGAGUCCUAUGCCGACGUCACAGAUGGAUCUUGGAGCGAACCCGGAUCCCCUAAAGCUAUCGACACGGGAACCCUAACCAGGAAAAAGAAGCACGAACCAGAGUGGGUCGAUAUAGGAGCAGGGAGCAAACUGCCGAAACCAGAAGACAAAAGUGCCGCAGACACGUGGAACGAUGACACGUGCCCCGAUGACGUCACCUUCCCUACGAUCAGUGGGUCAGUGCACCUGAUAUCAUCUAUUCGGAGUGAAGUUGUGGAUGUGAACACUACACUACCAGACCUCUUGGAGAAGAGUGAAGUAGUCAAUAUCUCACUCUCGCGUCCAGAUUUGACUGAGAAGUUGGGUGGAGAGCAUACUGAAGUUGAGGAAUCGACAAGGAUCACGCUCGAUGACGUGGCUGAGCCGAGCUUCGCGUCGCUAGUCGAUGAUGGCGAACACAGGUUUGACUCGAUCAUAUCCUCGGCCAUAGAAAAAGAGGCAGCCAGACUCGCCGCCCAGUUAAAGUUCUCGCAAUACGGCAUGGAAAACAGUGUCACGUCGUUGACGUCACUGGACCUGGACAACGUUAGACCUCCAUCCAACUUGGGCAGUCUCUUAUCCCUAAGCGCUUCAGGACAAUGGGAGGAAACAGCUCCGAAUACCAAAAAGUCUCAAAAAAGUCGCAAGAAGUCCCUCCCUGUAGCAUUCAUGGUCAAACGCGCAUUGAGCAAUUCCAUGCAUCAAGGCAGCUCUGAACAUUUAGAUAGCAAUCCCGUCAGCUUCCUAGACAAUGUAAAACCUCCUUCGGAAAUGGAAAACAUAGACAUGGAAGGCAGUAUGGUAUCAGUGUCGAGCAUAGUAUCAGAAGUGGCUGAGAUGAGGGAGAAAACACCCGUCGUGUUUGACUUGAAGCAGCCAAUACAAGACUUCCCGCUUUGCAACCCUUACGCAAUCUUUCAGGACUUGGAUAAAGUCAACCCUCCAUCGCUAUUUGACGAAAUGGCUGAGUCUACGAUAGAACUAGAGCCGACUACCGCUCACCAAGUUUACGACGACUGCAUCUCGAAUACUUUAAAUGUUGUAACAGAUAUCCCUUCAGGGUCCGAAAACUGCACGCCUUUGCCUUCAGACAUCAGCAGUGUCGAGUCGACACCGAAAAGACAAAGAGACCCGCACUAUUUGACCCCAAAAGAAAAAGAUAACUCUAAAGAUAGGUACCAAACUUACACUAUUACGGAUACCGUGACGGAAAGUGAUAUAGUUCUGGAAGUUGAAGAAGACUUCGUGACUUGGACCAAGUCGGAAAGUGACAGAUCUGAGGAGUACGUCACUGCGUGUUCUGAUUCUAAAUCGAAGAGGAAAAUUAGUGCGAAGCAGAGGAGGUUAGAGGACAGAGCUAGGUAUCAGACUCAAACCGUUAAUAUUCAGAAUAUAAUUGCUGAAACGUCGCAAAUUAAAACACCCGACCCGCACAUCGAGAGUCUGAAGCAGAGGCUGGCUGCCAAAAAGACCAUGAAACAAAAACGCAUAGAAGAUGCAGAAAGAUUUAGAACUAGAACUCUCAGUGAGGACAUCCCGCCGUCUCCAACGUUCGUCACAAAAGACGCUAAUUUCGAAAAUCUCGAAACAACCACUGGCUACGACAGCCUGUCGUCCAACGAGUUGAAUCAUCAGCAGAUUCUGGAUGAGAGGCAGAGAGACGAUGACGUGUUCUCGAGGGACGCGGACAGCGGCCACAACGAGGACGACUUCGAACUGAACUCCACCCAGAUGCAAACCUACACGAAGAGCUUCAGAAACUAUUUGCCAGUGAUCGAAAGCCCGGCGGCGGUAGACAUGUGCGUAGUUAACAAUUUGAAAAAUAUUGAAAUGACCGCAUCGUACAGGCGCACUAUGCAAGCGCAAGCCGAGAAGAAUCAGCAUCCGAGCAGCAGCGACUUCGCCAGUUACGAAGGCGACAGCAACUCCGAAGACCGAGCCCAUUCGGAGUCGGACCAGGAGUCGGGCAUGUCGCGGCCCAAACCCAAGAUCAUCAAGCCUAGCUCGAGAAGGGACGAGAGCUUAGAUAGCAACGAAUCUUUAGAAAAGGACGAAGCUCCCAAAGCUAUCAGGGGCAGAAAGAAAGCGAUGUAUGUGUCCCCCUACCGACGAAACACUCCAGCCGCGAAGAAACCGGCCGCAGCGGCUCCUUCCAAACCCACUCCAAAGAAUAUCACACCUCCAAAGACGGCCACCAACGUCAAAGCUCAUCCUAGUGCCAAAAUACCGAACAGAACGCCCACUGCCUCCAGAACUCCGAGCGCUAACACUUCCCCGAAGAAAUCUAUACCGAACAGAUCGCCGACCAAAAUAGCUCAACAGAAGCCCGUGUCCGUUCCGCUGUCGACGCCGGCCAAGCCUCUGCCGCUGGAACGGCAGGGGACCUUCACCAAGGAGGAGAGCUCGGUGCCACCCAAGGACUUGCCCGUUCCGGACAAGAAGAGCACUGGGCCUCAGUACGGGAAAGCGACGUCUCCGACCAAGCCGACCGCUUCCAACACCUCCCCGUCUCGCUUACCGCAACUGAACCGGUUCUCGCGGCCGGCGGCGAAAGCCGCUGCGAGCAAGCCGGCGCCAAAAGCCACCGCCAAGAGGCCCGCGGAAACUCCCAUGAAGAGCUCCCCGUCGAACCACAGCCUCCAGAGCAACGACAGCGGCAAAACCGUCACCCUGGCCUCGAGGAGCUCGCGGCAGGGGAGCACGUCGAGCGUCAACUCGGUUCAGUCGUCGAAAACGAACACCAAAGACGUGGAGAGUAAGAUCGCGAGUUUGUGGAAGAGGGUGGAGCAAACUAAGAAGCAGCCGAGUAAGCCAGACAAGCGGGUAUGGAUCGAGAGCGACAAGCCGGAGACGCCGAAGCUGAUCCGAAGCUCCACUUUUGAAGGGCAGCCUAAGCAGAGCACGGUAGCGAGCGCCCAGAAACAGAAGUCUGCUAUCGGCAUCCGCGUGUCGCAAAUCCCUAGCUUGAGGCCCAAAGCAACACCCGCCCGCACCCCUGCCCCUGGCACAAGCGCUGCUAAAAAGCCGGCGAAUACGCGGGUAUUCGCCAGGAAACAAGUGAACGGCCAAGUAAAUUCGUAAACGUUAUGUUCUGACGGCAAGUGAUUUUUUAUGAUGCAAUAUUCUGAUGGACUUCAGCAUGAAGUGAUCUAUCGAAUUUAACUUUCGCAAUGUUGUAUCCUAUAAAAUACGAUGAUUGACUGAUGUCUUCGCACGCUGAAACGUAAUUCUUGUAGAUUAUGUAAAACGAAUGAUUGAGCAAUUAACAGUUGAUUUGUGAUGCUGAUUAUUUUGUAAUUUCCAUGAAAAGUUUACAGAUUGUUCGCUAUUAUUUGUUUGAAGAAUGUUUAUUGUGAAACCAUGUUAGUGAUUCCUUAUGAUUUUAUUUUAUAGUAGUUUUAUUGUAUAUUUGUUGCAUUUAUUCAUAUAGGGACUAAAAAUUAUAUAUUUGUACCUACAACUAAAGUACGUAAUCGUUUAUUGACUGCAAUUUUUAGUUUUUCUUAGAAUAUGAUAUAAAGACUUAUCACAUUUAACGAAGCCGGCAUAAUAUUAUUUUUAUACACCUACAGAUUGUUUAGUGAUAAAAUGAUGUUUGAUGUAUUUUACAAACUGAACUGCGGAUGGCGUCAGUGCUCCUUGUAGGUGAGAAAUAACCAGCCAUUGCUUAGUGCAAUUAUAUAAUUAUAAUACAAAAAUAAUUAAAUUGUACACUUUAAUGUAGGAUGACUUUUAUGAGAUAAGGUGUUACAGGGAUAUUGUCGACGCCACCAUAUUAUAAUCUCACUAAUGAACUCAAUAGUUGGGUGAGCGGUUUUGUUAUCUUUCGAUAUUGAAAUUAUAAUAUCGAUGUCUACACAAUAUUCCUCUGGCUCAUUGCAAUGAAGCCAUGCUUUUUAUCGAAGUAUUUUACUAUUUCUCAGAUGUAGAUGUAAUAAGUAUAUUUUUAAAGCUGAAUUCAAAGACCAUUUUAACAGACGCGUUUUCAAAAACCACAGCACAGCUAAGCUUGAAUCGCCAAAUAUUGAAGGUGUUCGGGAAACGAAAGCUUCUACCGUGUCAAGUGACAAAACAUUAGUACAAUAAAGUCAAUAAAUCACCAACAAUUUGAAUCUUAUCAAACCAUACAGCAAAAAAACUUCGCAUUUUACUACAUACCAUUUCAGUUGAGAAAAUUGAAUGUUUCUCGCUGAAAUAACCAAGUAAAAUGUCGCCCGCACAUUUCAUUGUAAAUAUUUCACACCACAAUCGUAGUUUUUAAGGUUACCAUAUAAAUACAAUUUGUAUAUUUUUCAUAAUUAUAUUAUAGCAAAGGAAAUGUCACAUCGCUUCUGAGUAAAACUGCGGGCAUACCUGUGCGUAUGUCACAAUUUUUUACGUCUAGUCAAACUAUGGAUAAGCGGGAUUCAUAGAAAAAUUUCGGCUAAGGAGAGUAAUUUUUACAAAAAAGGAUCGUAUCGGUUGUUAUACCAAUCCAUGUAAUCGGUAGGUUUAGCUGGCUUCCUCUAGAUAAUACUUCCGAACAUUCUAAGACUUUGUAUUGUUUAAUGUUGUAGAUCCCACGAAACUUCCACUCCCCUAGCUUUAUGUUAAUGAGGAUCAAAAGCAUGUUCCCUUGAGAACGAGAGCAAUACCCAAUGUAAUGUAGUACUUGGCGUGGAGAAACGUGUCCUAAGCAAUUUUAUUGUAACUUUAUAAUUAAGUAUGUAUUUAGCUUCAAAUAUUUCACGUUUAGAAAAGAUUUUUUGUAACAGGUUUAUUAGAAUUAUUGUAGUCUGUAUAAUGAAUUACAUCACAUGUUAAGAUUCUGUUGAAUUAUUUUAUAUACCCAUGUAUUUAUUUUUUGAACUUUCGAGUACCUGUAGACCCUUCGGAGAAUUGCGUGACGAUAAUCAUCUAUUAUUUAAUUUAUGUAUUGGGUUUUAAAAUAAUUCUGUAUUUUGUUUAUUUGACGUGUGUUGUUUCAUUUGACUACUCUAAACACUGUAGUUCAUCGCCAUCCAUAUUUUCAUGAUAAAAGCCAGUUUAGUUAAAUAAAUAUAAUUAGUUGUAAGGUACCUAAUUUGAUGGUAAUAAAUGAUACUUACCUCA
This is a messenger RNA of Ostrinia furnacalis (Asian corn borer), 12784 nucleotides long. RefSeq names its product adenomatous polyposis coli protein. Gene Ontology annotation, biological process: cell fate specification; negative regulation of microtubule depolymerization; pattern specification process. Gene Ontology annotation, molecular function: beta-catenin binding; microtubule binding. Lineage: Eukaryota; Metazoa; Arthropoda; Insecta; Lepidoptera; Crambidae. Gene Ontology annotation, cellular component: beta-catenin destruction complex; cytoplasmic microtubule; catenin complex. The record is from RefSeq and is a predicted model, not a curated record.